Molecule: messenger RNA, 5337 nt
Organism: Striga hermonthica
Lineage: Eukaryota; Viridiplantae; Streptophyta; Magnoliopsida; Lamiales; Orobanchaceae
Source: the annotation of a GenBank genome assembly
AUGGAUCUACCACCGCAGCUGCCGCUCUACCUCCACCACCAGCCCCCCAACAGCCACCGCCGCCACCACCACCAUCUCAGGUAUGAAAACGUUCUCCAUCCUCCCGACUUCUGUCCACGGCCAUAUUCACAUAAUAUCCCUCCGCCACCGCCUUUUCAACCCCAUCAAUCGCAUUUCAUUCUCUCCCCACCACCGCCGCCGCCGCCCCCACCGCCACCACCGCCAUAUCGCCGCUUGGCGCACCCUCAUCCCCCUUCUCCCUCCAAUUUUUCUCCACACAGAUCUCGUCAUUUCGAAAUCGUUUCGCCACCGAAACCCUAUCCGCAUCACAGUCACCUACUUCAUCCCCCACCACCGCGGACGGAGAUGCGGAAUAACGCACACCUGCGGCUAGUCCACGAUUAUCCUGCACGAAGUCCAAUCUUGGCAGAUGAGAUUAUUCGGAGGUCUCAUGAUUUGAGAAAUCGUGAAAGGUACCCUGGUAACAUUUGCGAUAUUCGAGAGUUGUACAAUGGUAUGGAUGAUUUGGAUAGGAGAGGGGUUAUUGGAGUUGGUGAUAGAGGUCGUGACUUGUAUGAUGAGAAGAGAGUUUUGAAUCGGGUUAGUGACUUCCACAAGAAGGUGGAAUACAGUGAGACAAGACAGGAUAGUAUUAAUGGCUGGAUUCGUGGGUUAUAUAAGGAUGCGUAUCAUGAUGAGAGGAGCGUGGAUAAUAGAGUUAGUAACCGUGGUCGCGAGUUGUGUCGUGGGGGUAGUAAUGAUGAAUGGAGAUGGAAUCAUGGCAGUAAUGAUGAGGGUUUGUUGCCAUCAGAAAACAGACGGCCUAAAUUUGUGAAGAAUGUUUCGAGUUCGGGUAGAUUUAGUGGUAGGUUAGGGAGUGGGGUCAGUGAGGGAGAUUUUGUUAGAUCCAAGAAGAAGAGGAAAGUGCAGGGGAAAGCUGCCAAUCGUAGGAUUCAAUCAGGAAAAAUUUGCAGUUCAGACGAUGGAGGUCAUAAGUGUAUGCCCAUUCAAAAGGAGCCGGUUGAAGGUAGCUUUAGAGCUGAGAAAAAAGAUGGGUUUAAAAGCUUGCGAACUAGAAUGGAUGGUAAUAGAGAGAGGGAGGAGAGCCCGGAGCUUGCUGUUUCAUUCAAGUCAAAUGCGCUUGUGGCCAAGGCUAUUUUGGCACCACCUCGUCCAGAUGUCAAGACCGAUAUAACUUCGUCCCUUGUGAAAUCUGAAUUAACAUCUAGUAAGUCUGGUACACACACGGUCAAAUCCAUUGAGGAUGCGGUUAAAAUUGAUCGGUUAGCAAGUGGUCAGGAUCCCCAAUCUAAUUUAAAUGGCACUUCAAAAGAGCUUGUAGAUAAAGCUGUGAUUCCUGAAAGUGGAAAUGUGGAGUAUGAUGCUAAUGAUGCUGGUGAAAUUUCUGGAGAAGAUCAAACUCAGAAAGUUAUAUCUUUUCAAGGUCCCACCAGCACUAGAUCUGCCGGCGUACAGCAAAAUCAGUUAAGAAAAAAGAGGAAGGCUAGAAAGAAGUUUUUUCUUAAAUCCAUUAUGCAUAUGAAAAGAGAUGAGAGCCAUAUUAUUCCCUUUACUUCAUCUGAAUCUGUACAGCCCAGCUCGGACACUACACUUCCAAAAUGUAGUGGUUCUUGGAAACCCUGUGGUCCUAAUUUGAAGAGAAAAAGCAGCUGUUUGACAACAUCAUCUGCUUCUGUAAAUGUGCCUGAUAGUGUAAUUCCCAACUCUUUGGAAAAUCGUGCAGAGAGAUUAGAAAUUUCUACUGAGAAUGUGGGUGCUGAAAGUUAUUCUCAUAAGACUUUCCUGGCUAACGAGAGUAUUUGUCCUGUGAACAGCAUUGAAUUGAAUCAGCAUUGUACUAACGUGAACGGUGAGAUCUCUGUAUUUAAUGCACAGAAGACCGAAAUGGAGCGUAUUGAUCAUUUUAAUAACUUGCUCCCUGAUAAGGUGGAUGAUAUUAGUGAACAUCCAUUAUUGGAAAAUUCUUUUGCUAAUGGACCUUCCGAGGUCACAGGUUCUCUUGAUGGUAUUGCUAUUGCUGACUUGUCUCAGGAAAAUCAACGUUCUCCAGAAAUCCUAGCAUCAAAUGCAUCUUCAGAAUCUGAUAGUGUAGUGCCUAUAAAGCCUGAGAACGAUAACUAUACAGAUGCUAAAUCGGAAAUAGUCUUUCUGAAUGUGGUCAACACGCCACACGUUGUGGUAGAUUCAGUAGAAUAUAGAAGUUUACAAGAUGUUACAAUGUCAGAUUGUUCAGAUGUCAUUCCUACCACUAGUGAUUUUCUUUCAGCACGACAUGGAGGGAUCUUAGUUAGUGUUUGUUCUCCAAAUGACUUGAGCAAAAAGGCAUCAAUUGAUGACUCUCGCUCCCCGGAAGGAUCUCUGGAGGCCCAGAAAAAUGCCAAAACUUGCAUAUCUGCCGAUUAUUCUUCCAAUGUCACUAUGACGAGGAAAGCCCCGAGUGCUCAGAUGGGUUUUUCUGAUAUUGAUGUGGCCUCUGGUGUAACCACCAGUGAUGAAGGUGGACGACUGUUGGCUAAGGUUCCUCUUCCUGCUACAGAAACUGAAUUUCUUGGUGAGAGAGGCAAAUCCGAAGAGGUUGACAAGUCAAGUAGAGGACCGUCCGGAGUUGAAAAACGAAUGUUGGAGCUUGCUUUUCAUCCAAAUGACUUGUAUCCUAGCUGCAGUAAGAAGAGGAAAGCAGCCAGCCCAAAAUCAUAUCUAUCAUCUUUUUCCAAAGAUGAGAUGGUUGCAGAUGGGCUUAGUGGUGAUUGCUCAAAACUUUACCAGCGGUCUAUUGAACUAGUCAAGUCUGAAGCUGAAAAAAAUGAGGAUUCAACCUUUUCAAGAAAAAUUGAGCAAUUAUCUUCCCAAUCAGAAAAUGAAAUGAUCUGCGGCCGAGAGAAUGUAUCCGGCAGAAAGCCUGGGUCUUCUGAUAUUAAUCUCUUCCCAUCUGGGAAAUCUGUGGAGAAGGUAGCUUCAGACAUGUCGCAAAUUAAUGACAAUCUCUCACGUUCUUUGCCUGAGGCUAACCAUGGGGUGGUAAAGAAAUCAUAUUAUCUACAUGGAAAACAAGGCGUGAGUCUGAACCAGUUGAUUACUGCUAGCCCUAAAGUUUUUCCUGGUAAUUCCUUAAAUUUUAGCAAUUCAAACAAGCUCCAACCUAAGCAAGGUUCAAAAUCAAGGACAUGGCACCGAAACAGUAGCUCCUCUGUGACAGUCACUGAAACAAAAUUACAAUCUUCUUCCAGUCCUCAGAGUCAUGGAACCAAGACAGAUCAAACUAUUCCAAGUUCAUAUAUACGGAAAGGUAAUAGUUUAGUGAGAAAUCCUUCUCCGGCUGUCACAAGUGUGCCCCACCGUUCAAGUCGCUCGGUUUAUAGGCUGACUCCCUCUACAGAUAUCUCAAAGAACGGUGGUUUAGUGAGAAAUCCUUCUCCUUCUGCUGUCACAAGUGGAUCUCAUUAUCCAUGUCACUCGGUUUAUAGGCUGACUCCAGGUACAGAUGACUUGAAGGAUAACCAAGCAACUGAUUGCAAGACUGGUGAAGCUGAUGCGCAAUCUAUCACGAGAAUGAAGCCAGUAAAUAAUACUGAAAUGUCUUCUGAAUCAAAAGAUGCUUUGGAAGAGUGUAUGAAGUCCUCUGGGGCUUUUGGCCAGGCUGAUUCAGGCAUUAGCUCGAAGAACCAGGGUACACCUGAUGAAGGUAAUCUGCAGAAGAAGAUAAUGUAUGUUAAGAAGAGGUCCAAUCAAUUAAUUGCAGCUUCUAGUUCUGAGAACAUGUCUACAUUAGGGGUAGAUAAAAAAGGCCAAGCAUCAUCAUCUGAUGGUUACUACAAGAGGAAGAAAAAUCAGCUUGUCAGAUCAUUGUCAGGAAAUUAUGGAAGAAAGGCGGAUGCAAAUGGAAACUCACGUAGGCUUGUGUCUCGUGCAAUUCUUCCCAGAUUAUGUACCAGGCAGCAGUCCGGCAUUGCUAAGCGUUCAAAAUUGUCAUUUGUGUGGAAACUGCACGAUAUGCAUUCUACAGAGAGGCAUAAGACUUUGGUGGUACCUCAGAAAGUUGUCCCACGAUUCUUUUCGUGGAAAAGAACUGCACAUUGGAGAAGUUUUAUGCAUGCUUUAAGUACAAAACCGAACAAGAGUUCCUUUCCAACUUCCAGACAAACAUUGCUGUUCUCCAGAAAGAGAGGCGCUAUUUACACAAGAUCAUCUCAUGGAUAUUCUCUUAGGAUGUCCAAAGUUCUAAGUGUCAGUGGUUCAAGUUUGAAGUGGUCAAAAGCAAUUGAUAAAAGCGCGAAGAAAGCCAAUGAGGAAGCUACGCGGGCUGUUGCUGUUGCUGAGAAGAGGAAAAAGGAAGAAAAUGGUGUUAUUCACAUUGCUUCAAAGAGCAGAAAUAAUGUUUCUCGAGAACGGAUAUUUCGCAUUGGUUCAGAGAGAUAUAAAAUGGACCCAACAAGAAGGACCCUUCACAGAAUUACAGCAGAGAAGGAAGAAGCAUCAUCCCCGGUGGUUCUUCAAACCGAGAAGAAUGUGAAGAGGUCUUAUGUUCCCAGGAGGUUAUAUAUUGGCAAUGAAGAAUAUGUUCGGAUUGGCAAUGGUAAUCAACUGGUUAGAGAUCCCAAGAAACGAACUCGUGUUCUAGCAAGUGAGAAAGUCCGAUGGAGUUUGCGUACUGCUAGACUGAGGAUGGCUAGAAAGAAGAAGUUCUGCCAGUUCUUCACUAGAUUUGGAAAAUGCAACAAAGAUGAUGGGAAGUGUCCAUACAUUCACGACCCCUCUAAAAUAGCUGUCUGCACUAAAUUUCUGAAUGGUUCUUGCACCAAUCUUGACUGCAAAUUGACACACAAGAUUAUCCCUGAGAGAAUGGAAGAUUGCUCGUACUUUUUGAAAGGGUCAUGCUCGAACGAGAAUUGCCCUUAUAGACAUGUGAAUGUUGAUCCUGAUUCCACUGUUUGUAAAAGUUUCCUCCGAGGUUACUGUGCUGAUGGAAAUGAGUGCCGGAAGAAACACACCUAUGUGUGUCCAGCUUAUGAAGCACGAGGGUCAUGCCCCAACCCGUCUUCGUGCAAGCUCCACCACCCAAAAAAGAAGACAGAAAAGCAACAACCCACGAUCGAGCAGAAGACCUUAAAGGGCCGAUAUUUUGAUGGUGGGCUCAUUGGGAAAGCUGAUUUUACCGAUAUCCCAACCGAGAGGGCUCUGGCAAAUGGUAAGGAUGAGAUGGUUCUCGAUGGGAAGAAGUAUCCGGAUUAUAUCAGUUUAGAUGUGGAUGAUGAUGAGAUGGACCAGGCUUGGGACUCGGAGGAUGAACAAAUGCCCGAUUUCGAUGUUCUUGUCUGA